Notothenia coriiceps (black rockcod) is the source of this 1185-nucleotide messenger RNA. It is a transcript of the gene ssr4, whose product is annotated as signal sequence receptor, delta. NCBI's taxonomy places the organism in Eukaryota, Metazoa, Chordata, Actinopteri, Perciformes, Nototheniidae. Gene Ontology annotation, cellular component: endoplasmic reticulum; endomembrane system; membrane. The coding region runs from base 131 to 634 and encodes 167 amino acids. The record is from RefSeq and is a predicted model, not a curated record. The transcript has 6 exons.
CAGAGGUCUUGAACCGGAGAGCUGAGGUGGACUUCUUCCCUUCAGUCAGUGAGAAAGAAACAGUGCAGUUUGGCAGCUGGACCCAAGAAGCAACACAAAACCCACCAGAAAACCCCCAGAUACCACUGCCAUGAUUCGGAUAGCCGCCUUCCUCGCCCUGCUAGUGGUUGCCUGCUCGGGAGAGAGCUGCACGGACCCAGCGAUCACCCCGUCGGCCUACACCACCUCAGAUGCCGUCAUCUCCUCUGAGUCGGUCUUCAUCGUUGAACUCAGCCUGGCCUGUGCCAAUGGAGCCCAGAGUGUGGUUCUGUAUGCUGAUGUCAACGGAAGACAGUUCCCUGUGACUAGAGGCCAGGAUGUUGGCAAGUACCAGGUUUCUUGGAGCCUUCCUCACAAACAGGCCAGCUCUGGAACAUAUCAGGUGAAAUUCUUCGAUGAGGAGUCCUACAGUUCCCUCCGCAAGGCCCAGAGAAACAACGAAGAUGUAAAUGCCAUUCAGCCUCUCUUCUCCGUCAACAUUGACCACAGGGGUGCGUGGAACGGCCCAUGGGUGGCGACUGAGGUGGUGGCUGCCCUCAUGGGGAUCCUGGUCUACUACCUGGCCUUCACUGCAAAGAGCACCAUCCAGGCAUAAACGAUUCACAAUCACUGGAUCGUUAAAGACUGAAAUCUGGUGGAUCUCAAACAACGAUCCAUCAUCCAUUGUGGUGGCAAGCCGAAAGGACUUUGCCACUUGAUCUGCUUUGAGACGAGGAGCUGGAGCAGCAGUCUUAUUUUAUUUUUUCUAUCCAGACUGUGUCUGUCCGCCAUCGGUCUUAUCAGUUUUUCCGAUGAAUUUCGUCACAAGUUUGUCCUGCCAAUAUGAUGGAAUUUUGUAAUUUUUGUUGAUAAAACCAAACAAUAAACCUGGCCCACAUGACUAAACAAAACAAAUAUUCAUAGUAUACUUCAGGCAGUCUUGCUUAAAAGAUGUUGUUUCGUUUAGACUAGAUAAUGCUUUAUCCUUCUGUGUGGAUGCACUGGCUCGUGGGAGUGGGAUUUGUACGAAAAUGCCGAACAACAAGAACAGAGGUCAAGACCUCAAAACAUAUGAAAUUUCAAUAACGUGGCUGCACUGGCUGGCCUGAGCAAGUAGAGUGUUUUGUCUUUUCCAUCAGAUUGAAUAAAUGACUUGUUUUUCAUUCA